This is a messenger RNA of Momordica charantia (bitter melon), 2036 nucleotides long. RefSeq names its product putative disease resistance protein At4g33300. The record is from RefSeq and is a predicted model, not a curated record. Lineage: Eukaryota; Viridiplantae; Streptophyta; Magnoliopsida; Cucurbitales; Cucurbitaceae. Gene Ontology annotation, molecular function: ADP binding.
GGCAUUAGUGGAAUUGGGGGAUCGGGAAAGACGACUUUAGCUAGAGAAUUUUGCAAAGAUCCUGAAGUUCGAAGUUACUUUAAAGAGAAAAUCUUGUUCUUGACGGUGUCACAGUCCCCUGAUGUGGAGCAACUGAGGAGAACGAUUUGGGGAUAUGUGCUGGGUAGCGAUAGUUUCAGUUCUAAUGGUCCCGUUUCACAAGGGAGGCCUGCAAAUUCAGCUCUUCUGGUUUUGGACGAUGUGUGGUCAAUCUCAGUUCUUGAGAAGCUCAUUCCAAACAUAUCUGGCUGCAGAACUCUUGUGGUUUCACGAUCCAAAUUCCCUGAAGUUCUUAGAGCAACUUAUGAAGUGGAAUUAUUGAGGGAAAGUGAAGCAAUUGCUCUGUUUUGUCGCUCCGCUUACGGACAAGAGUCGGUUCCUUCUUCUGCUAACCAGAAUUUGGUCAAGCAGGUUGUGAAUGAAUGCAAAUGUCUGCCACUGGCUCUUAAAGUCAUAGGAGCGUCUCUUAGAGGACAGAGUGAGAUGUUCUGGAAUAGUGCAAAGAACAGAUUGUCGCGAGGUGAACCUAUUUGUGAGUCUCAUGAGAACAAAUUGCUUCGAAGAAUGGCAAUUAGUAUCGAACGCCUCUCGAGUAAAGUGAGAGAUUGCUUCCUUGAUUUGGGAUGUUUUCCCGAAGACAAGAAGAUUCCUCUUGAUGUUCUUAUCAACGUUUGGAAGGAGUUGCACGACCUCGAUGAAGAAGAAGCUCUUGCUGUUCUUUUCGAGUUAUCUCAGAAGAAUCUCCUUACCCUGGUGAAAGAUGCACGCGGUGGUGAUAUUUACAGCAGUUAUUAUGAGAUGUCUGUCACCCAACACGACGUCUUGAGGGACCUUGCUCUUCAUUUCAGUAGCCGGGAGAAUGUAAACGACCGCAAGCGAUUGCUGAUGCCAAAAAGUGAAACCGAACUUCCAAAAGAAUGGUUAAGAAAAUCAGAUCAGCCAUUCAAUGCGCAAGUAGUUUCAAUUCACACAGGUGAAAUGAAAGAAAUGGAUUGGACGCAGAUGAUAUUUCCCAAUGCUGAAGUGCUCAUUCUAAACUUCUCCUCAAGUGAAUACUUCUUGCCUCCUUUUAUCGGCAACAUGCCGAAGCUGAGAGCUCUGGUUGUGCUAAAUAACAAUGCAACACAUGCAACUCUCAGAAAUUUCUCGGUUUUUUCCAGUUUGAACUACCUGAGAGGCAUCUGGCUGGAAAAAGUUUCCAUUACUCAACUAUUAGAUGUUUAUACUCAAUUGAAACAUCUGAGGAAGAUAUCUCUAGUCUUCUGCAAGGUUAAUGACAGCCUCGCCGAGUCAGUGGCAAACCCAUCCCAGAUCUUCCCGUGCCUUUCAGAGCUCAUAAUCGAUCACUGCAAUGACUUGGUUACGCUACCUUCAAGCAUUUGUGAGAUGCAAAGUCUCAAGUGUCUUAGUGUCACAAACUGCCAUAGUCUAAGUCAACUACCUGCCAACUUUUGGAAUCUAAAACAUCUGCAAAUCUUGAGGCUUUUUGCUUGCCCACUUCUCAGAACUCUACCACCAGGCAUUUGUGAACUUUCUUGUCUGAAGUACAUUGACAUCUCUCAAUGUGUUAACUUGAUCAGCCUUCCUGAACAAUUUGGUAAGCUGGCAAACCUAGAGAAAAUUGACAUGAGAGAAUGCUCACAGAUCUGGAGACUACCCAAUUCAGUUGAGAGCUUGCAAUCUCUCUGUCACGUAGUCUGCGAAGAAGAGGUAUCGUGGUUAUGGGAGGAUUUGAAGAGUCAUCUGCCUCAUUUGUACAUUCAAGUCGCUGAGAAAUGCUUUGGUCUAGACUGGCUCAACGAAUGAUCGUCAACUUAGUCAGUGUUGGUUUUCCAUGUACAUAACUUCUUCAUUAUCUCAAAAGUGAUUAAAUAAGGAGAGUUUUAGAGUUCUGGCCUUUAUGAUCCACCCUUGAAUCUCUUGUUGAAGAAGGUUAUUUAUCUUCAGAACUUACCGACCGAAAACAAGUAUAUAAUCUUCGAGUUCGAAUUCCAUAA